AUGGAGAUAUCGGAAGCGCUGGUCAACGAAAAGCAGUUGAAGGGGAAGUGGAAGACUGCGGAUGUGUUUGAUCGCGAGCGAGCUCUUCGUCCUGCCGCAUCCACUCUCAGGUCGUACAUUUCUGGCUCGAACUUCCGCUCACCCAUUCUCACGUCCAGCAUCCCAAGAACUGUUUCAAACUGGAAGAAGCCGAUUGUGAUCGCGCGUCACGUUUUCGGGGACCAGUACAGGGCGACCGACAUUGUCGUGGAGAAGCGAAGCAAGUAUCAGAUCGUUAUUACCCCCGAAGAUGGCAACAAGGCCAGGUCAUACGACGUCUGCGAUUUUGGCGACUCUGGAGGUGUCGCGAUGGCCAUGUACAACUCCGACGAUAAGAUCAGCGGCUUCGCCCACGCCUGCUUCCAGCAUGCACUGAGCAUCACUUUUCCUGUCUACCUCAGCGCCAAGGAUGUCAUGCUCAGGGAGUACGACGGUGCUUUUGUCCGGAUCUUCUCGGAAAUCUUCGACAAGGAAUACAAGGCAAAGUUCGACAAGGCCGGCAUCUGGUUCUCCUACAUGCCCAUCGACAAGAUGGUGGCCUUCGCGCUCAGCUCGGAAGGAGGGUUCAUAUGGGCACUGAAGAACUACGACGGCGACGUCCAGAGCGAGAUGGUGGCGCAGGGCUUCGGGUCCAGGGAUCUCAUGACCUCAGUUGUGCUGGGCGCCGACGGCAAGACGCUGCUGGCCGAGUCGGCCCGCUCCGCCACGACAGGCGGCACCACGGUGCACCGUGGUCAGCCUGCCAUCAACCCUAUGAUGGACAUCUUCGCGUGGAUCCGCGGCCUGCAGCAUCGCGCCAAGUUGGACGACAACGCGAAGCUCGCGGACUUCGCGAGCAAGCUGGAGGCAGCCGCCGUGGAGACUGUGGACAAGGGCAAGGUCACGAAGGACCUGGUCGUCGCUGGAGCGGGCGGCAAGGAUGGUGGGGAGUUCCUGAACUCCAGAGAGAUGGUAGACUGCAUCGCGGAGGUGCUGCAGGAGAAAGUGAUGGCCGGCACGGCCGUCAUGUACACGCUCACUGACGAGGCGCCGAUGCUGGCCACUUACGCUCUGCUGCCCAUCAUUCGCGCCUUCACGCAGAAGGCUGGCAUCAACGUCGAGCUCCGGGAUAUCUCUGUCGCCGGCCGCGUGAUUGCUUCCUUUCAGGAUAAGUUGCCCGAGAACAUGCGCCAGGACGACGAGCUGUCCGCGCUCGGGGACCUGGCCAAAUCGCCGGCGGCCAACAUUGUGAAGUUGCCCAACAUCAGCGCCUCCAUCCCGCAGCUGAAGGCCUGCAUCGCAGAGCUUCAGGCGAAGGGCUACACUCUGCCCAACUAUCCCGACGAUCCGAAGAAUGACGAGGAGAAGGGGAUCAAGGCGAGGUACGCCAAGGUGCUGGGUAGCGCGGUGAACCCAGUGCUGCGCGAGGGGAAUUCGGACCGCAGGGCCGCUGUUCCGGUCAAGAACUACGCCAAGAAGCACCCUCACAAAAUGGGCAAGUGGAGCCCAGACAGCAAGACGCACGUGUCGCACAUGACCGAGGGCGACUUCUACGCCAGCGAGAAGUCGUACGUGACCACGGAUGCCACAGAGGUCCGGAUCGAGCUUGCGGCGAACGACGGGACCACGACCGUGCUGAAGCCCAAGACCACGCUGCUCCCGGGCGAGGUGAUCGACGCCUCCUACAUGAGCAAGAUGUGCCUGAGGUCUUUCUACAAGGCGCAGAUCGAGGACGCCAAGAAAAAGGAUGUCCUCCUCUCGCUCCAUCUGAAGGCGACCAUGAUGAAGAUUUCGGAUCCGGUCCUGUUCGGCCACAUGGUCCUCGAGUACUUCGACGAGGUGUUCCAGAAGCACGGCCCGACCCUGGAGCGCCUGGGCGCGAACCCGAACAACGGCUGGGGCGACAUCGUGUCGAAGGUGGCCACCCUCCCCGAGCCGGAACGGAGUGCCAUCGAGGCUGACAUUCAGGCCGUCUUCAAGAGCCGGCCGGAGCUGGCCAUGGUCGACUCGGACAAGGGCAUCACGAACCUCCAUGUGCCCAGCGACAUCAUCAUCGACGCCUCUAUGCCUGCCAUGAUCCGCGAAGGUGGGCAGAUGUGGACGCCGGGGAACAAGCUCAAGGACUGCAAGGCCUGCAUCCCUGACCGCUGCUACGCCAGCGUCUUCGACGUGGUGAUCGAGGACUGCAAGAAGAAUGGGCAGUUCGACCCUGCCACCAUGGGCUCGGUGCCAAACGUUGGGCUGAUGGCACAGAAGGCGGAGGAGUACGGGUCUCACGACAAGACCUUCGUGAUCCAGAAGCCUGGCACCAUCCGGGUCGUGGACUCGGGGUCUGGCGAGGUCCUGCUCAGCCACGUGGUCGCGGAAGGCGACGUCUGGCGCAUGUGCCAGACGAGGGACAUCCCGAUCCAGGAUUGGGUGAAAUUGGCAGUGGUCCGUGGACGCGCCACUGGCGCCAAGGUCAUCUUCUGGCUGGACGAGAUGCGCGCACACGACAAGAACAUCAUAGAGAAGGUCAAGAAGUACCUCCCUCAGCACGACACCAGCGGCCUCGACAUCGAGAUCCUGCCGCCCGCGGAGGCGUGCCGCGUCUCCGUCGAGCGCGCCAGGAAGGGCCUGGACUCCAUCUCUGUCACGGGGAACGUCCUCCGCGACUACAACACCGACCUAUUCCCGAUCCUGGAGCUGGGCACCAGCGCGAAGAUGCUGUCGAUAGUGCCCAUGCUCGCGGGCGGCGGCAUGUACGAGACCGGCGCGGGGGGCUCGGCGCCGAAGCACGUGCAACAGUUUGUCGAGGAGAACCACCUGCGCUGGGACUCCCUGGGCGAGUACCUCGCCUUGGCGGUGUCGCUGGAGGACCUCGCCGCCAAGACCAAGAACCCGAAGGCGAAGGUGCUGGCCGAGUGCCUGGACAAGGCCAACGAAAAGUUCCUCGACGCCAACAAGAAUCCUGGCCGCAAAUGCGGCCAGCCCGACAACAGGGCGAGCCACUUCUACCUGGCGAUGUACUGGGCGCAGGCGCUGUCCGAGCAGAGCGCAGACGAGGCCAUCUCGAAGCAGUUCACGCGGAUAAGGGCCGAGCUGGAGGCGAACGAGAGCGUCAUCAUUGACGAAAUGAUCAGUUGAAAGCCCGUCGACAUCGGCGGUUACUACCAGCCAGACCCCGAGAAGGUGCGGAGGGCGAUGUGCCCGAGCGCGAUCUUCAACGCCAUCCUGACCCUGGGCGCCAACUGGUGAGAGCCGAAAGGCCAGGCGAGGCGCGCGUGGCUCCCUGGCCCGCUCUCUUCUGGUGCCCCCCCCCCCGAUCCUCCCUCCUCCCUCCUCCCCCUCCUCCCUCCUCCCUCCUCC
Messenger RNA from Prorocentrum cordatum, 3366 nucleotides. Lineage: Eukaryota; Dinophyceae; Prorocentrales; Prorocentraceae. The record is from the annotation of a GenBank genome assembly.